UAACUAACAAAACAGGUUUAGUUACACACGGAAAGUGGGUCAACGCGCGCGUUACCCGUAGUGGCAACUGCGUAGUGAACGUAGAGUUAAUUGAUGACAUUUCUAGAAUAAACAGUCGUAAUGCUUCAAUUGCCGACGAUACAAACACCUCCCAUGUUUGGGGACGAUACACUGCUCCGCUCAAUCGAUUGGUUGGGCGGCUUCCCUUGGAAGCAAGAGAACGUCGUCAAAAAGGAGGAUGAUAAGUACGAAUUAGUAAUACAGGUGAAGGACUAUGCCCCCGAGGAAAUAUCGGUGAAAACAGCUGACGGGUUCGUAGUCGUUGAGGGCAAGCAUGAGGAAAAGCAAGAUAAUUAUGGUUAUAUCGCUCGGCAGUUCAUGAGGAGGUUCCAAGUGCCUGAGGGGUGUCGUAUUGAGGGAGUUCAGUCUAGGUUGACAGCUGAUGGCUUGCUUAUCAUUUCCGUUCCUAGAGUACCAGUGGUCAAGAAAGAUACUGUGAUAGCCGUCAAACAUGAAGGAUCUACCAAAAGUAAAUUGUGAUCAAUUUAAAAACAAACAUGGUGAAUUGUUUUUUUCCUGUAUGAUAGGUAUUUCAUAAUCAACAUUGUAUUUUUUUCUGUUGGUUACGGUUAAAAGAGUGAUAUUGUACCUAAGUAAACCAAGUUAUAAUAUGCUAUAUUUAUAAGAAUUUUUGUGAUAUUAAAAUUUACUGCCAAUA
Molecule: messenger RNA, 718 nt
Organism: Helicoverpa zea (corn earworm)
Lineage: Eukaryota; Metazoa; Arthropoda; Insecta; Lepidoptera; Noctuidae
Product: protein lethal(2)essential for life-like
Exons: 1
Coding region: 121-540 (139 amino acids)
Biological process (GO): response to heat; protein refolding
Molecular function (GO): protein folding chaperone
Source: RefSeq, a predicted model, not a curated record